AUGGCAGAACGGCAACUACAACAGAUUUUGACUCAGCUCAAGUCGCAACAGCUCGCCUAUGCAGACGCAGCCAAGCUCCUCUCGAAAGCGAAGCUCCUCCUCCUGCAGCUCGGUGCACUCACACCCAAGACGACGACGACUACACCAAGCCCAACAAGCAGCGGCAAGGGAAAGAGCAGCAACAGCCCAUCACCUUCGGCGGCACAGCUCGCUCUAGCCCGGGAGACGUAUGAGCAGGGAGCGCUGUACUCGAUCCGCGCCAAGAACGCCGACGGCUUUACGCGCUACGUCCAGCAGCUCUCGCCGCUGUACGAGCUCCCCGCCAAUGUGCUGCCGCCCAACCUGCCCGAGCGCAACAAGGUGACAGGCCUGUACCUGCUGCUGCUCCUCACCCAGGGCCGCUACGCCGAGUUCCACUCGGAGCUCGAGGCCCUGUCCACUCGCGAGGGCGGCGGCGGCAGCGUCGACGUUGAGGGCGACCGCUACCUUGGCUACCCUAUCCGGCUCGAAAGGUGGCUGAUGGAGGGCAGCUACGACCGUGUCUGGAAGGCCAUGAAGAAGGGCGAGGUGCCCUGUGAGGAGUAUGGUGUCUUUUCAGAGAUUCUGACCAUCCAAAUACGGGCCGAGAUCGCUUCGAGCAGCGAGCGUGCUUACCCGUCUCUGCCCAUCUCAUCCACCAAGUCUCUUCUGUUUCUGGAGUCGGAGGGUGCGGUUGUCGAGUUUGCCAAGCGUCGCGGCUGGACUGUACGUGACGGCCACAUUUACUUCCCCACCGCAGGUGCUGAAGAUGGUGAGCCCGAGAAGCCCGUAAGCCUGUCGUUCAUCGAGAACACCCUUGGAUACGCCCGCGACCUGGAGACUAUCGUCUAG
This is a messenger RNA of Pyricularia pennisetigena, 870 nucleotides long. RefSeq lists its product as uncharacterized. Gene Ontology annotation, cellular component: proteasome regulatory particle; proteasome regulatory particle, lid subcomplex; cytosol. The record is from RefSeq and is a predicted model, not a curated record. Gene Ontology annotation, biological process: proteasome-mediated ubiquitin-dependent protein catabolic process. Lineage: Eukaryota; Fungi; Ascomycota; Sordariomycetes; Magnaporthales; Pyriculariaceae. The transcript has 2 exons. The coding region runs from base 1 to 870 and encodes 289 amino acids.